AUGACGACUAUCUUAUUCACCUUGGUUGUAAUUACACUAUUCAUCGCGUGUCAAGCCCAGUCGUUUCUACAGUGUCUUCUGCCGAAUUCCAUGACACUCCUCUUCACCAGACAAUGGCACAAUUCAGCUCGUCCGUGGUCAUCGUCUCUGCUCCGCCUGGUAUCUGCCCCGGUCCAUUCAGCUGCCAGGAUCCACAGGAGAAACAUGACGACUGGGACAUAUGCCGGCAUGUGUAUAGGCUCCGGCGUCUUCAUAGUCAUAUGCUUCGCCAGUCUAGUGAUACUUGCCUGGAAAAAGGGAUGGUGGCCGUUCAAGAAACGAUUCAAUGGCAAUACCUCGAACGAUGAAAAAGACAUGUACGAAAAGGGGGAAUUACACGGUGAAGCAAUCCCUCGGUUCGAAACGAUGGGGAAAGAACGCAUGGAACUUGAAGCCAAGGAACAUAUGCCUGAGAUGGAUGCUGCGGAUUGCGGUUUAUGA
Molecule: messenger RNA, 480 nt
Organism: Parastagonospora nodorum SN15
Lineage: Eukaryota; Fungi; Ascomycota; Dothideomycetes; Pleosporales; Phaeosphaeriaceae
Exons: 2
Coding region: 1-480 (159 amino acids)
Source: RefSeq, a predicted model, not a curated record